Molecule: messenger RNA, 1468 nt
Organism: Paramacrobiotus metropolitanus
Lineage: Eukaryota; Metazoa; Tardigrada; Eutardigrada; Parachela; Macrobiotidae
Product: G-protein coupled receptor 151 protein-like
Exons: 2
Coding region: 329-1345 (338 amino acids)
Biological process (GO): G protein-coupled receptor signaling pathway
Cellular component (GO): membrane
Molecular function (GO): G protein-coupled receptor activity
Source: RefSeq, a predicted model, not a curated record
CGGUAGCUGCCGCGCUUUUUUAUCGACGCUGGCAUAGUGCAGACAGUGAUCCAUUUACGCUAUUAUACUGUAUUUCUCCAUUAAAUGUGGAUGUGGGCCGAACUUGUUGCUUUCGUGGAUACUUAAUUGUAUGUACUGAUGUGCAUACAGAUACGUCAAUCUCUAGAUAUUCUUCUAUGGAAAAUUAUGCGUUUCCGGAAGCAGUUGAGUGCUAAAAAACGUUUCUAUGAAUCAGUGGGUUAUUCAUACAUUACAAUUUAAAAACAUGUGAUUCCAGCAAAUUUUCCUAUCAGUUUGUUUUCAUUUGUCGGCAUAAAAUAAUUUUGCAAUGAAUGUGACAGUAAAUAAUACUGCAAAUUCUUCUUACUUCGGACACACUUCGAAAUCCCUUCUCACGCUCUGGGCAGCCUGCGACCUGUCGUCAUGCAUCAUUGGAUCAUUCGCCAGUUUAUUGGUUGUCAUCUUGAUCUUAUCGCGCCGCCAACUGCGUCACGGAUGCGGCUUAAUCAUCGUCCACUCACUGAUCGCCAAUCUCUUAUUAUGCGCCAUCAGCUUUGUCAUCUCCUGCGCGCUACUUUACCGCAAAUCCAUCGGCCUGGGCGCCAUCCAUCCGCACCACUGCAAGCCCAUCAUGUGGCUGCAGAUGGCGCUGCGGUGCGCGGUCAACUGGCUGGAAGUGCUCAUCACCCUCAACCGUUUAAUCGCCAUCUACUUCCCGCACCACUACCGGGUGUCCAGCGGGAAAAGGGUCACCGCCUGGACCGUGGCAGGGGUGUGGCUGGUGUCGGCGUUGUACGCGCUGCCGGCGUGGUUUGACGUGGGCGCGAAAUACGCCCUAACCCCGCUGGGACAUUGCGCCAUCGCGGUCAACCCGGAUAAUCUUGGGGCGCUGAACAAUGUCUUCGGGGCGUAUCUGCCCAUUGCGCUGACGGCGGUGUGCUUCGGGGUGAUCUACGGGAAGCUGGUGGUGCGCAAACGGAACCCGGAUGCGAGGGACAAAAGCGGCAGUGUGAAACGGCGGGCCCGCGUCAUACCCAUGUUGUUUGCCGCGUUCCUGUGGAAUGCCGCGUGCUUUCUGACGAUGCCGGUGACGCUCAGCAGUUCUCCGAAUGUCUUCGUCACGGAACCGGCGCUGGUGCUGCUGUUCAUGACGCUAACGGUUCUGGGAUACAGCAUGCAACCGGUAAUUUUUUGCGUAUUCAAUAAAGACUACCGAGCAGCCUUUGCCUCUUUUUUCAACAAGAAGAGUCCCGUUGGUCCAUCUGAAGGGAAAUCCUCGGGGAAUGUGACAAGACUAAGUGCCACCAAUCAGCCAACAAAAACCAGAACGUCAGAGAGCGAUUAAAAUAUUCUACCCGAAAUAAUCGGAUUUGACUGACACUGCUAAGAAAAGCCAAAAUAAUCCGACCCUUAAAGAUGCUGUAGUUGCAAUAUUAUAAUGGUGAUAAUUAAUUGCCGUAAUUCUGUU